Molecule: messenger RNA, 1223 nt
Organism: Stomoxys calcitrans (stable fly)
Lineage: Eukaryota; Metazoa; Arthropoda; Insecta; Diptera; Muscidae
Product: replication factor C subunit 4
Exons: 3
Coding region: 57-1136 (359 amino acids)
Biological process (GO): DNA repair; DNA-templated DNA replication
Cellular component (GO): DNA replication factor C complex; nucleus
Molecular function (GO): DNA clamp loader activity; ATP hydrolysis activity; DNA binding
Source: RefSeq, a predicted model, not a curated record
CUGCCGCCUUUUUAUUUAUUUUGUUGCUUCAAUACUUUGGAAAGAAAUAUAAAACAAUGCAAGCAUUUUUAAAAACGGGCAAAACUACAACUGGCUUGGAUAAAUCUCAGCCUAGUACUUCAGCCGGUCAUCAUUCUGGUGAAAGACGUAAACCUCCAGCACCAUGGGUAGAAAAAUACCGCCCUAAAAGCGUAGAUGAUGUGGUGGAACAAUCUGAAGUAGUUGCAGUUUUACGGAAAUGCGUCGAGGGUGCUGAUCUGCCAAAUAUGCUGUUAUAUGGACCACCUGGAACAGGAAAAACGAGUACUAUACUUGCAGCAGCUCGACAAAUUUUCGGUGAUAUGUUUCGCGAACGUAUUCUUGAGCUUAAUGCUUCCGAUGAGAGAGGCAUUAAUGUAGUGCGUACGAAAAUCAAGAAUUUUGCCCAACUUACCGCUAGUGGAACACGACCAGAUGGGCGCCCCUGUCCCCCUUUUAAGAUUAUUAUAUUAGAUGAGGCUGAUUCAAUGACACAUGCUGCUCAGGCAGCUCUACGUCGCACCAUGGAGAAGGAAAGCCGCAGUACACGUUUUUGUUUGGUCUGCAACUAUGUGUCUCGUAUUAUUGAACCCAUAACAUCAAGAUGUACCAAAUUUCGUUUCAAGUCAUUGGGCGAAACUCAAAUUAUAGAGCGUUUAAAGCAUAUAUGCCAAUUAGAACGUGUUAGCAUUAAUGAAGAUGCUUUUAAGGCCAUAGUAAAUAUAUCUGGAGGUGAUAUGCGACGUGCAAUCACUACAUUGCAAUCAUGCUAUCGUUUGAAAGGGGUUCAACAUACAAUACAAAUCGAUGAUUUAUUGGAAAUGUCUGGCAUUAUACCAGAAUCCUAUUUGAGCGAAUAUUUGGAGGUAUGCCGCACUGGAAAUUAUAAAAAAUUGGAAGAUUUUGUGCGAAACAUUGGCUAUGAGGCUUACAGUAUUGGCCAAAUGUUGGAGCAGUUUAAUGAGUAUGUUUUGAGAUGUCCCACACUAACUAGCAUGCAAAAGGCAAAAAUUUCCGAUAAACUGGGGGAAUGCUCCUUCCGUUUGCAAGAUGGUGGUUCAGAAUAUCUUCAAAUCAUGGACUUGGGAUGUGCCAUUAUUUUGGCUCUAAAAGAUUAGACCUAAAAUAUGCAAACACAUAUAGUAUUAGGUUUCCUAUUUAAUUUAUGUUACAGGUAUGAACAAAAUAAAAUCAUUUAAACGAUA